Molecule: messenger RNA, 2778 nt
Organism: Ictidomys tridecemlineatus (thirteen-lined ground squirrel)
Lineage: Eukaryota; Metazoa; Chordata; Mammalia; Rodentia; Sciuridae
Gene: Senp8
Product: SUMO peptidase family member, NEDD8 specific
Biological process (GO): protein deneddylation; proteolysis
Molecular function (GO): cysteine-type peptidase activity; deNEDDylase activity
Source: RefSeq, a predicted model, not a curated record
CCGCCCCGGGAAGCCACGCCUAGAUUUUUCUUCCUCACCUUACGGCAGGACUAGGAACUCAGUUACAUUCUCCCUCCACUAGAGAGGAAUGUCGCAAGGGUGGGGAAAGAAACUCUGGGUUUGCGACCUUAGCUCUCGCUUUCCGGUCAAUACUGAGGCGCUUGAAGGCUGGUUGGGGUGGUGAAGCCUGAGGCAGGUCCAACCCAGGUCCUCCUCACACACAAUAGGCAAACGCUACCACUGAGCUGUCUCCCAGCCCACAAAAAUUGUUUUUGAAAAUAUUCACUCUGCCUGUGGACACUCCCUCCAAGCUCCUGGAAUUUCUGAGCAGCACUGGUCCGUACAAAAUGGACCCUGUAGUCUUGAGUUAUAUGGACAGUCUUCUGCGGCAAUCAGAUGUCUCACUAUUAGAUCCUCCAAGCUGGCUCAAUGACCAUAUUAUUGGAUUUGCCUUUGAGUACUUUGCCAACAGUCAGUUUUGUGAUUGCUCUGACCACGUCUGCUUCAUCAGCCCUGAAGUCACCCAGUUCAUCAAAUGUACUAACAACCCAUCAGAAAUUGCCAUGUUCCUUCAUCCCCUGGACCUUCCCCACAAGAAAGUUGUAUUUUUAGCCAUCAAUGAUAACUCUAAUGAGGCAGCAGGGGGAACCCACUGGAGUUUGUUAGUUUAUCUCCAAGAUAAAAAUAGCUUUUUUCAUUAUGAUUCCCAUAGCAGAAGCAACUCAUUUCAUGCAAAGCAGGUAGCAGAGAAACUAGAGGCUUUCUUAGGCAGAAAAGGAGACAAACUGGUCUUUGUGGAAGAGAAAGCCCCUGCUCAACAAAACAGCUAUGACUGUGGGAUGUACGUGAUAUGUAACACUGAGGCUUUGUGUCAGAACUUCUUUAGGCAACAGCCAGAAUCACUACUGCAGCUACUUACCCCUACAUACAUCACAAAGAAGAGGAAAGAAUGGAAAGAUCUCAUUGCCAGACUUGCUAAAAAUUAGCUAUUGAAGAAUAUCUGUGACUUUAGAAGUCUCCUCUUUCUGCCCUUCCCCAUUUAUUGAAUGACCCCAGUCUCAGUGCCUGAGGGAAGAUGCCUGGUAGAGGAAGCUUAAUUUUUUUUUUUUAAGAAUGUCAUCUUCUGCAUUAUCUUAGUGGAAAGUUUCACAUUAACCCUGACUUGAGAGCAAUAUAUUCUGUAAAAAUGUCUUGAAAUUAUGCACCAAAACCUUAAAACAAUCUUAACAUUUAAUAUACAUGAGGUUCAAAUAAGACUUGUGUUUUUAUUGGUGUAAAAUUAAUUCACUUGGUCUCUCUUAUCCACAUAGGCUUAUUCCAAAGGAAAAACAGUCAUCUGUAAAACAAAUCAAGUAUAUAUGAAACAUAGAGGAAUGCAAGAGAAUGAUAGAAGAACCAAAAACUUGUUGCAUGGCCUACAUAAUUAAAGAGUUCCAUUUGUUGGAAACAGAUCAAGGCCUAACUUAAUUAAUAGUAUGAGAAUCAGUUUUUCAUCUCAGUGAUAUCUUCCAUUCACUGUGCAAAGACUUUCCUGACUAUCAGCAUAAUCUUUGCAAAUAUUUGAUAAAAAUGAUGGUAGCCCAUCUUGCUCCAUCUGAUCCCUGGAAUGCUCUAAGAAGGGAAAUCUUGAGUAUCUUUGUUAAAAUAAAUGGCUGUUGUGGAUCUUUUAGUUUGUUCAGUAGACUUGCCACUCUAGAUUGAUAACAGCUUUUCUUUGCCUUGUUAGUCAUACACACAUUCUCUCCUUAUGUCCAAAGGUCUUUGGUUCUAAAACUAUAGCUGAUAACUCCCCAAGAUACCAGUUAUUUCAGAUAAAUACUUUUGAUUUUUGAUAGCUAUGGUUUUUACUCUAUCCUUAAUUUCACAGAACUGUCUUCAGUUAUAUCAUGGUAAUUUCAGGACUAUUAUGGCUGAAAUUUAAAGUUGGUUUUCUAAAUAGGAAGAAGAGUGAUCUUUCUCAGCCCACACACUUAAUUCAAAAUGCAGACAAUGUAAUUUUUAAAAUGGGGAACCAAAAACAAAAAGAAAUACUAUUCACCCAAAACCACGGAUGUGUUUUUUUCAGUUGUUUCAAAUAAUUAACAAUCAGAUGAUGAGUUGAAUACACAUAUUAAUUCUGUUCCUCAUGAGAAUUAGAUUGCAGUACCUAGGGGACUCAAACUAAAGAUUAGCUUCAGCUAUGAAACUUCUUUCAACUACCUCCCUAGCCUAACCCUGCCCCCAACUCUUAAUGGCCCCAAAUAACCUCACCACCCAGUGACCACAGAGGCAGUAACUCAGUUCCUUUUAGCCAAGAAGGGGAAAACACAGUAAGUGUAAUAUACAGAGGUUAUAUAGCUGGCCUGAGUGAAUGGGAGUUGAAACCAAAAGUCAGAAAACUACAAAAGUUUCCACUUUAGGUCAUUAUGUGUUAGAUAAAAGAGAGACCUAAUAGAAGAGGGAGACAACAAAAAGAUUAGGAAUUGGCUGUCAACCAUAGAGUGAAAUAGUAGGGGACAGCAAGAAGAAUAAAUAAUGUAAGUUGCUGAUAGGCAAUAUUUGUAAUUGUGGCUAAAGAUAAGAAAGCAAUUUAUUUUGGUGACUCAAAAAUUUUGAGUUAGGAAGCUAGUCUAGACUAUGAAAGAGUUAAAUCUCUGAGAAAACUUGUCUUUCUGAUAAUGCAAAAUAUGUUUGUUUAAAUGCCAGACUGUCUCCCAUUUGAGAGUUAAUGUAUAAUGGGAGCAGUCUUCCUAAUUCUCUGAUUCAUCACAGAAAUAAAUUAUUUUUGAACUAUAUCAA